AUGUACAACUCCCUCAUCUUUCUUACUCGACAGCAAUUAGAUCUUCCUGAAUAUGCGGCCAGCUUCCUCAAUUACAAGGCUCUUAAAAAGCUCAUUAAGCAGCUCAGUGCAACGCCGACCAUCGAGGCUCAAGGCGGUUCUGCGACCGAAGAUAUUCAAGCAGCCCUGCGAGCCAACAAAGAAGUUUUCUUCUUUCGAUUAGAGCGAGAAAUAGAGAAGGUGAACGUCUUUUAUCUGCAGAAGGAAGCAGAGUUUUCACUGCGUCUGAAAACAUUGCUCGACAAAAAGCGUGUCAUUCAGGCUAGAAUCGCUGCAAAUUCGAGGCUUUCUGCUAGCUUUGUCACACUAGUUGAGGGAUUCCAACAAUUUGACAAUGACUUGAACAAACUCCAGCAAUUUGUCGAGGUAAAUGAAACUGCAAUUUCAAAAAUUCUCAAAAAGUGGGACAAGACAUCCAAGUCCCGGACCAAGGAAAUUUACCUCCAAAGGGCUGUUGAGAUCCAACCAUGCUUCAAUCGAGACGUGCUUCGAGACCUUUCAGAUAAAGCAACCACUGCUAGGCUUGACCUCGAGGCUUGGGCUGAAGGCGAGAACAUACAAUAUGAGGUAUCUAAGCCCCAAGACCGGAUGAUUGGCCAACGCGUUGGAACAGAGGAGAGCGAUAUCGAUUUGCAAAUAUUGCAAGCUUCUGCUGCCGGUAACGUUGCUGCUCUUCGUGAGUGGAUCUCUCGAUUAAGCACCGCACCGAAUGCAAGUGAGCGGUUCACGCGAAUAUUCCUGGCCACAAUCAGCGAGGCCCCCGAUGACGCUUUACGCGUAUUCCUCGACUCUGGCUUGAUUGACAUACAUGCUGAAGACGACAUCAACGAAAGGAAUUGCUUACAUGAGGCGGCUAUCUAUGGCAAGGAUAGUGUACUGGACUAUGGUCUCGCACAUGGUGUUGAUCUUACGAGAGUCGAUGUCUAUGGUCGGGUUCCAUUGCACUAUGCCUGUCUCAGAGGGCGACUGGCAAUGGUUGAAAAGCUACUCACAGCUGGUCCAAGCACCAUCGAUCUGAAAGAUCACGAUAAUUUCACCCCUCUGAUUCACAGCAUUGUUCGUCAUCGGGUUGAAUGCGUUCGCUUGCUGCUAGCUAGCAAUGUCAGGAUAGACCCGCAAUCUGAGGGGGACCAUAUACCGUUGAACCUGGCAUGCCAGCAUGAGUCAAUCGAGGUCGCCACCAUGCUGCUCGAAAGAAAUGCAAAACUUUUGCCAGAUGCGGAAGGACUUUUCCCUCAGCAUCUGGUCGCCCGUUCUAGUCACAAAGCUGAUUUGUUGUUGCUUCUCAGACAGCACGGGGCAGACCUCAAUCAAAGGGACAAAUUGUACCAAUGGACGCCACUCUUCCAUGCAGCCAGUGAAGGUCGGGUCGAAUGUUUGCGUGCUCUGUUGGAGAGCGGAGCAGAUCCAGAGGCUUUGGAUGAAAAGGGACUCACAGCAAUGUACUAUGCCACGUGGGAAGGUCACCUCCAGUGCAUGGAGCUGCUAUGGGAGCGCACGAGUUAUCGACGGGCAGAAAGAAAAAUUUCACGUCUAGGCGCUGUUGUCCCUCCCCAUAACCAAAUGAAUGCGAUGGAAAUCACCCCUGAGGAACCUUCCCCGAUAGAAGGCGAUGGCAUACCCGACCUUUCACUACCUCCGCCGAUAAUACCGCUGCGACGAUAUGGACACAACUUUCUCGACACGAAAACUUUUAUCGCCAUCAGUUUUGACGGCGGGGCACGAGCAAUAAGGUUUUUCAACGAGGCAAGAUAUCCUGCUGCUCGGUUAACCAUUUCUUCAAAAAUGUCGGAUCUUAUACCUCGAAAUCUAAUGUUACCCAUUCAAGAGGAUUCAAGGUCAAUAUACUUCCAAGUCGACAACCUGAGCACUUUUGCAGUGGACUUUGAGAUCUUCCCUACCUUCGGCUCGAAGGUGAUUGCAAAGUCCGUUGCCCUUCCCGACGUAUUUCGAGCGACCGACAGCAGCAGCGGCACCUGCUGUCUUCCUUUGUUUGACCCUAGAUUACGAGCGGUCGGUCAAAUACAGUUCAAUUUCCAGGUGAUCAAGCCGUAUAGAGGUACCCCCUUGGAGAUCACACAGUUUGCGACAUAUUGGAAGGCUACCAGCGCCCUUGACGAUCAUUCUGGCUUGGUUACUGGCUCAAGUUUGUCGGGUGACUACCUGAGACUAAUCGUGCAGCUUACCCGCGAUGGAAUUCCCGUCAUUUACCCUUCUUACUUUGUUCCUUACGACAAGCUCCAGAUAUCUCUGUGCCAGUUCAACUUCGAAACCUUGGCUGGAUUAGGAUUGGCUGGCUCGCUUGCCCAAAAGGAUGGGGAGCCAGAUUUCGACAGAACAGAUAUCCUCGAGUGGCAACGCCGCCUGUCCGGGUCAAUUUUCCUCCUGCGCGACGUCUUGAGCUCUAUGCCGCCGCAUAUCAACCUCAACCUGCAUAUCCUGUAUCCAUCUCCCUCGGAAGAUGUAGAUCAAGGAGUAUGCUCUCACAUUGACAUCAACACCUUCAUUGAUGCUCUGUUGACUGAAGUCUUCAACCAUGCUCGAGCGUUACGAAACGCGUCUCCAGACCUGUCGCACUCGCUCGUCUUCUCCUCGCUAAAUCCUAAUAUUUGUACGGCUUUGAACUGGAAACAACCCAAUUUUCCAGUGCUGUUGUGCAACUCGCUUGGCUCCCCAAGUGGUCAUGGUGCCUCGAUCAAAGAGUCUGCUCGAGUUGCGCAGAUGAACAAUUUCAUGGGAUUGACUUGCUCAGCACAACUUCUACGCAUGGUCCCAGCACUGGUCGAGACCAUCAAACAAGCAGGGUUGGUUCUCGUUUCGAAUGCCAUGGGGGAGGAGCCUACACAGACCACAGGUGCCGGUCAAAGUGUGCUUUCGGUGCUGCCUGAGGGCGUUGAUGGUAUGCUGAGACCCAAUGGUGUGUUAAGAUUCAAUGAGGGCAUUGACAUGUAA
Exophiala spinifera is the source of this 2991-nucleotide messenger RNA. RefSeq lists its product as uncharacterized. Bases 1 to 2991 code for a protein of 996 amino acids. Gene Ontology annotation, biological process: lipid metabolic process. Gene Ontology annotation, cellular component: cytoplasm. The record is from RefSeq and is a predicted model, not a curated record. The transcript has 8 exons. NCBI's taxonomy places the organism in Eukaryota, Fungi, Ascomycota, Eurotiomycetes, Chaetothyriales, Herpotrichiellaceae. Gene Ontology annotation, molecular function: protein binding; phosphoric diester hydrolase activity.